This is a messenger RNA of Paralichthys olivaceus (Japanese flounder), 2838 nucleotides long. RefSeq names its product calcium binding and coiled-coil domain 2 (gene calcoco2). Lineage: Eukaryota; Metazoa; Chordata; Actinopteri; Pleuronectiformes; Paralichthyidae. The record is from RefSeq and is a predicted model, not a curated record.
CUCUACAUCACUCCUCCAUGGAGGAUUCAUCAAACUCUCACAACACUCUUUAUAUUGUCGAGCCUCAGAAUGAAGUGCAGCAGCGUCCUGGCAUGGAGAGGCCUUCAGGGGCCGCAGCAGCCGACUCCUCGGCCCGCACCUUCUCCCAGGUGGUGUUCAACGACAUCCCGCACUCAUACUCCCCCUCCACCUCCAUCUGCUGCUGCUACACCCUCACUGCUGCCUUCCAGCCUCACCCCAGGGACUGGGUGGGCAUCUUCAAGGUGGGCUGGAACUCAGCUAAGGAUUAUCACACCUUCGUGUGGGUGGAGCCGUGUCUGGAUGUGGGGGGACAGGGGUCAGUGACCAGGCAGACGGUUUUUAAGGAUUACUACCUGCCCAAGGACGAGAUCGAGUUCUACCAGUUCUGCUACAUCGACAGCACGGGUCAGGUGCGAGGAGCCAGCACUCCCUUCUGCUUCAAAAACCCAGAGGAGCAGAGCUUGAACUCCAGACUGGAUGAUGACAUCCUGGUUGUUACAACACAGGAACAGGUGGAACAGAGCGUCCGCGAGAGAGACGAGCUGCAGAAGGAGUUGGAUCAAAUUCGGCAGGAAAACCAAACCUUGAAAAGUGCUUUAGAGAAGGAAAGACAAGGCGCUGCCGUCUCAAAAGAGCAGAAUGAACAGCAAGAGAAGGAGAGAGAGAACAGUCACCUGGUGGGAGAAAUGGAUCAAAUCAAGGAAGAAAAUGGAAACUUAAAAAGCAUCUUACAGCAGCAAAUUCAGGAAAUGGACCUUUUAAAGGAGGAGCUGUUGGCCCAGACGACAAAGCUACUGGAGCUCGAGCAGCGCAGAGCCGCAACUGAAAGUGAGACACGCACUCAGGAGAAAUACGAUCGAGCUGUGAUGAAGAUCAACCAGAUGAAAGACGAGCACAAGGAGCUGAAGGGGACGAUUGAUGCCCAAAGUCAGGAAAUCGACAAGCUGAGCUGCAAACUCAGAGAAGGAGAACGGGAGCUGUUAAAAACCAAAGACAGCAUCCAGCUUCUGCAGGUGGAUCUCCAGAGCAGCGAGAAAAAGAACCAGAGGCUCGCCGCGGAGUUGCAGAGCAUCACACACGACAGGGAGGACAUGAAGAGAGUGAACCAGGAGUUAUGUCAGAGGCUGUCGCAGCAGGAGGCGCAGCAGGAGUCGCAGCAGGAGUCACCAGAUGAUCUCAGCGCUACCGUGCGUCCUCUUCAGGAGCGGUGUCAGGCGCUCACCAGCCAGCUGCAGAACACUCAGGCGACGCUGGCGACCGAGAGGGACGAGACCAGAAACGCCAAGAGACAAGUUGAGGCUCUGAGGGAGAAAGUGAUGAAGGACGAGAAGCAGCUGGAGACCAUGGUCAUGAAAUGUGAGGAGGAACAACGGAAAAGCAACAAAUUCGAGCUGCAGCUCAGAGAGGCGCUGGAAGCACAUGCAGAUAAAGACGACAUCAUAGAAGAGAAGGAGCACAUGAUAAAGCUCGUGAGACACGAGAACGAAGAGCUCACCAGAGAAAACAACAAUCUCAGGAGCAACAUGGAGGGCCUGCGCACAGCCUAUGCCGACUUCCACGCAGCCCCCGCCGCCGACUCACCAAAGGUAGGGCCGGACUCCACCUCUCCAGCUGGAAACACUUCAACCGCCCCCGCACCGGGUCCGGAGGAGCACAUGUACGAAACCAUAGAUGACGUUGCAGAACCAGAGGAGUCGCUGGUGUGUCGUCACUGCCACGAGAGCUUCCCUGGCAUCACCCGAGGUGAACUGGAGCAGCACGAGGACAGUCACAGAGUGUGUCCCUUCUGCACGGUGAUCUGCGACAACAUGGAGCAGUCCGUGUUCGAGGAUCACGUCUACAGCCACGAGCUGUGAGAUCUGCACCGGGGCCGACACUGUGGUGGCUUAUGGUUAUUAUUUUACAAAUACUGCCAGUUAGGUGGUCAUGGUUAAAAGACUAUAGUGGUAUUUUUAGUUUAAAGUCAUUUACUGCCAAUUAUAGUUAACUUUAAAACUGCUGCUGCAUUUUAAAUCUUUCUUUUAAAUCUGAAGCGUAAAUUCCAAAGACUUUUAAAGUUUCCUAAAGGAGCCGAUUUGUUCUCUGUCGGUUCACAGCCACAGUUAUUUCGGUACAAUUUGAUCUUUUAAUUGCUUGAUUUUUAAAAAGGUCUAAAGUGAAUUAUAACACAAUUGUGCAUUUUAUUUUACACUUAAGCUAAUAUGACGCCUCCAGAGUUUCUGUAUCGAUGAACCUGUAUCUCAAAGGUCCACUGUGUAAGAUUUAGGUGAAAGGACCGAUUGAUGUCUGUGUUUGGAAGGAGAGGGUGAGGUGAGAUACUAGAUAUCACUAAAUUCUACACACUGUACUUUUAAAUAGAAAUGAAUGAGUCUCGUUGGACUCCUGGAGGUUUGACAAAUGUAAAACCUCAAGAAAACCUUUGGAAAAUAAUGAGCAGUGAGGUAAACAUGAUUUAUGGUGAAUGGGCAAAAACACACUGAAGAAAAUCACGUGAUCCUUAAAAAAAUAUAUUUUUUUCGCUAUUAUUCCAUUGAAGCUUUGCACUUUGCAUCAGAUCUGUUGAUUCGAGUGUUCAUUUGAAUCUGUUGUUAAAAUAAACUUGACAGGAUGAAGUGUUGUAGUCGAAGAGACUGAACAAUAGAACCAGUGAAUUUGUGCCAAUGACCAUUAGCACGUGGAAAAUGGUCCCGCUGAUUUAAUAAAAUCUUGGUUCGACUUGUGUAAUAAAGUUGAUGUUGUCUUUUCUGUCGGAGUAAAAGUUUCUUUGUGCAAAGGUAAACAGUUAAAUGUGCAAUGAGAGUGACUGACCACCGACCA